UUUUCCGCUCUUAUUGAUUUUCGGGAAAAUUGUUUUAUUGCUGAAAACAAAUACUAAUACAGUCAUGAUGGACGCGAAGUUUAUUGAUGAGAAUGAUGAGUUUCUUAUACGUCAAGAGAAGAUCAGAGCCUGCCGGGUGUGCUUGGCAAUGGCUGACGAAGCAAAAUUGCAUCAUAUAUAUUCGCAUCCGUUUGACUUGAUAAAAACCUUCAACGAAAUCUCCGGGACACCGGUGUCCACGUUGGAUGGCCUGCCGCACUUCCUGUGCAGCGUCUGCAUCCGUAUGACGUACAAGUUCAAGGCGUUCCAGACAAAAUGCUCCGACACCUUCUACAUGUUGCUAAGGGCAUCGCAGAAGAACAAUUUAAACUCAGCAUACUUAAAAAGUUUAGACAAAAAUUUGUACAGACAUCCAACAAAGAUAUCCAAUACAAAACAUUUCGAGGUGGCCCCGACUCAAACAUGCGAUAUUAAAGACACUGAUGACGUCAUGAAUGACGUAAGCGACGAAAAAAAUUACCACUACGAAGAAGUAGUCAAAUCUGAUGACACUUUACUUGUUUACGAAGAAGUAAUUAGCGAUAAAGCUGAUACUAUUGAUGUUAAAAACGAUUUCGAUGUCAAAAUAAAUCAUGAUGACAAUGCUGGAGUCACAGAAACUACGAACAGUGAACAGUUUAAUGUUUCGAACCCGUUUAAAGUUGAUGAUGGCAGCAAAAUCAUCACUGAUGACCUCAAAAUUGCAGAUACGAUGAUUAAAAACAAUAAUAAUGAUGAUGACAGUGCGUACGCUCAGCCUAUCGAUUACACUAUUAGCAAAAACACCGUCACAACAGCAGAUUUUGAAAAUAACAUCAACAAAAUGAAUACAAGUGACGAUUUUGCCAAAACACUCAAAGAUGAUAAUACUUUUGAUCACACUUAUGAAGUUAUAAGUGAGAAAUAUGAGAAAAUUGAUGAUGAUAAAGAUAGGAGUAUAUUAUGAGAUGAGAAGAAGCUCCCUGGAAGCGGAGAAAAGAAAAAAAAAGAUAAAGUAAAGAAAGAUAAGGAAAGGGAAGCAAGGAAAGAGCAAACGGAUAAAGAUGAAAGUAAAGAGUUAAAAACGAAAAUUGGAGAUUUCAAAUUUAUAAAGUUUAGCAAGAUUUCCACCGAGAAAUACUUGCAGGACUUUUGCAAUAAAAACUCUUUCAAUUACGUUUUUUUGACGAAGGAACAACAGAUAGAGGAAGUGCAGGCAAGGCAGCAGUCUUGGAACUAUUUAUUCUCCGCGUUCAGAUGCGAGCUGUGCUACCGAGGGUUCAUGAUCCAAACCACGUUGGAGAACCAUCAGCGAAUGUACCAUUCGAUGCAAGAUCCGUUCGUGUGCGACAUCUGCGGGUUCCGUUUCAAGGAUAAAGCCAAGUUGUCCGAACACCAGUACAAAAGGCACUCCACCACAUUCACUUGUAGGAUGUGCGAAGCUAAAUUCAAACACAGCGAGGAGGCCAGCCAACAUUACAAGUGGCAUCGCGGUAUCACGUUCCCAUGCGAAUACUGCGACAAACAGUUCUACAGGAAAACGAGUCAACUGACUCACAUGCGGCUCAACCACGGUACGGUCAAAUGUAUAGUUUGCAAUGAUCGGUUCGUCAGCCAACAGGAACUGCUCGCGCAUGCGCUCAGGGAACAUAGGGAUUCAUUCUGCUUGCUAUGCAACACCCAGUUCUGCAGCGCUGGUGCCUUGAACACACACGUGUCCACCGCACAGUGCGCUUCAUUGAGCUUGACUUGUGUUCAGUGCGGAGCGCUGUGCACCACAAAAGCGUUGCUACGCAAGCACAUAGAAGAGAAACACGAACAAAUAUUUACUUGUGAAUAUUGCAAAAAAUCUUACACAAAGAAAACCAAACUGAUCAGCCACAUUUGGAAGAAGCACGAGAGACCGCCGAAAAACCGUUUCAAACCCAGAGUGACCCCAAAACCCGUUGAGACCAGUUCAAACCCGGUUGUAACCGGUUCAAAACCGGUUGAAACCGGUUCAAAACCCGUGGAGACCAGUUCAAAAGCCUUAGAAGAGACGGCGGUUAAGAAAUCGAAACCUGGUGACACAAAUGAUACUAACAGUAAUGAACACUGUGCUAAAAAUGAGACAAAAAUUGAUGCCAAAAAUGCCUACACGUGUGACUUGUGCGGGAAGGGUUGUAAGACGGCGCACCGCCUGGUGUCCCACAUCGCCACUCACACCUCGGCAUACUCGUGUCCGGUAUGCCACAAGCGGUUCAGUUCCGCUGUCGCGAGGACCUACCACAUCAGAAUACACACAAGGGACAAGCCGCAUGAGUGUGCUCAGUGCGGCAAAUCAUUCAGGAUGCCGCAUUCACUGCGGGCACACAUGGAAACUCACAUAUAUACGUGCUCUGUCUGCCAGAGACCUUUCCCAAAUGCCAUCGAUCGACGUGUACAUAUGAAAAUUCACACACAACAAAAAGCGGUCAUGGUAGUCAUCCGCAGCGGUGAGUCUUCGCCCCGAACUUCCCCGGAGCCCUAGGUACUCCCCGCCACAACAUAAGCAACAAUUUUUUUUUUAUACGUU
Molecule: messenger RNA, 2572 nt
Organism: Pectinophora gossypiella (pink bollworm)
Lineage: Eukaryota; Metazoa; Arthropoda; Insecta; Lepidoptera; Gelechiidae
Product: zinc finger protein 227-like
Exons: 14
Coding region: 1301-2527 (408 amino acids)
Biological process (GO): regulation of transcription by RNA polymerase II
Cellular component (GO): chromosome
Molecular function (GO): chromatin insulator sequence binding
Source: RefSeq, a predicted model, not a curated record